Molecule: messenger RNA, 1609 nt
Organism: Nomia melanderi (Alkali bee)
Lineage: Eukaryota; Metazoa; Arthropoda; Insecta; Hymenoptera; Halictidae
Gene: Rpt1
Product: 26S proteasome regulatory subunit Rpt1
Molecular function (GO): ATP hydrolysis activity; ATP binding
Source: RefSeq, a predicted model, not a curated record
AUGUACAAGUAGAUGUCAGUGACAGAAGGUACAAUUUUGCUGGUAAUGUAAUGAAGAUAUAACCUCAAAUUUAGUUUAUGCGGUAUACCUUUGCUAACAAGUAGAAAAAAUCAAUUUAUUAAAUAUCUAAAGUAUUUUAUCAGACUCAAAAAUGCCGGAUCAUUUAGGGGAAGACAUGCGAAAAGUAAAAAGUGAAGAUGAAAAAGAAGAAAAAGAAAUAAAAUCUCUGGACGAAGGAGAUAUUGCUUUACUUAAAACUUAUGGCCAAGGACAAUAUACAAAGAGUAUUAAAACAGUAGAAGAAGAUAUUCAAACAAUAAUUAAACGUGUAAAUGAAUUAACAGGAAUCAAAGAGUCUGAUACUGGUUUAGCACCUCCAGCUCUUUGGGAUUUAGCUGCGGAUAAACAGACGUUACAAAAUGAACAACCUUUGCAAGUUGCUCGUUGCACUAAAAUAAUAAAUGCUGAUUCUCUUGAUCCAAAAUACAUUAUAAAUGUGAAACAAUUUGCAAAAUUUGUAGUAGAUUUGGCAGAAUCAGUAGCUCCAACUGAUAUUGAAGAAGGCAUGCGAGUAGGUGUUGAUCGCAACAAAUACCAAAUUCAUAUUCCAUUGCCACCUAAAAUUGAUCCAAGUGUAACAAUGAUGCAAGUUGAGGAAAAACCUGAUGUUACAUAUAGUGAUGUUGGUGGCUGUAAGGAACAAAUUGAAAAAUUGAGAGAAGUUGUUGAAACUCCUCUAUUACAUCCAGAGAAAUUUGUUAAUUUAGGAAUUGAACCACCUAAAGGAGUAUUAUUGUUUGGUCCUCCAGGUACAGGUAAAACUUUAUGUGCCAGGGCUGUAGCUAAUAGAACUGAUGCUUGUUUCAUUCGUGUGAUUGGUUCUGAAUUGGUUCAAAAAUAUGUUGGUGAGGGAGCUCGUAUGGUACGAGAAUUGUUUGAAAUGGCACGCAGUAAAAAAGCAUGCUUAAUAUUCUUUGAUGAAAUUGAUGCUAUUGGAGGAGCUCGAUUUGAUGAUGGAGCUGGAGGUGAUAAUGAAGUACAGCGUACUAUGCUGGAAUUAAUCAAUCAAUUGGAUGGAUUCGAUCCAAGGGGGAAUAUUAAAGUAUUAAUGGCAACAAAUAGACCAGAUACAUUAGAUCCAGCACUGAUGAGACCUGGUCGUUUAGACAGAAAAGUAGAGUUUGGUUUACCAGAUUUAGAAGGCCGAACGCAUAUUUUCAAAAUUCACGCACGUUCAAUGAGUGUCGAAAGGGAUAUCAGAUUUGAACUACUCGCACGUUUAUGUCCUAAUAGUACAGGUGCUGAAAUUCGUUCUGUUUGUACAGAAGCAGGCAUGUUUGCUAUUCGCGCACGUCGUAAAGUAGCUACCGAAAAAGAUUUUCUUGAAGCAGUGAACAAAGUCAUUAAAUCAUACGCUAAGUUCUCUGCAACUCCUAAAUAUAUGACUUAUAAUUAAAUAUAUCAUCAAAUUUUCUAUACUAAAUUUAAAAUAAACAUGUAUACAAGGACAUUGUAUUACGAAUUAUUGACGAACUAAUUUAACCGUUAAUUAUGCUUAAUAAAAUGGAAAAUGUUCUUUUCUUAAUUCUGUAUUUCUUUAUACUGUUUA